This is a messenger RNA of Alosa sapidissima (American shad), 7046 nucleotides long. Its product is annotated as somatostatin receptor type 2-like. The record is from RefSeq and is a predicted model, not a curated record. The coding region runs from base 471 to 1595 and encodes 374 amino acids. Gene Ontology annotation, biological process: cellular response to estradiol stimulus; cellular response to glucocorticoid stimulus; neuropeptide signaling pathway. Gene Ontology annotation, molecular function: somatostatin receptor activity; neuropeptide binding. Gene Ontology annotation, cellular component: neuron projection; membrane. NCBI's taxonomy places the organism in Eukaryota, Metazoa, Chordata, Actinopteri, Clupeiformes, Clupeidae. The transcript is spliced from 3 exons.
GUAGAAUCAAAGACAAUUUUGUUGCUCAUUGCUUUCAAACAAAAAUGCUGGCAUUGGGGUUAAACAAGUAAGCUUUAUUAAAAAGUAACAAAAGAAACAACUUAAAGGGUGAAACUGCGUUAAGAGAUCCAUUCUCUCUGGUGAGAAGCUUGUCAAACGGUCUCUGAGAUGCCAAGCUCCAGUUCCAAAAUUGGGAUCAUGUAACUCCCUCACAUCUCUGGCGAAGACUCAGCAGAAUCGGUCUCCAGCACUUACAGGGCGUGGCUUUGUUCUCACCUUUCUGCUGAUGGAACAGAGACGCACACUGACAGACUCUAUAAUACCUGAAUCAAAGACAGUUGACAGGGAUCGUUCAGUGAAUAGCUGAGGCAGAGGUCAGUGGAUGGCUCAAAAUUGAUACCUACUUUAACACACGAUCAGGCAUGACGCCGCUCAAGAGUCUGUUCAGGAAGUGACCUCAGUGUGACAUCAUGGAGGACAGUUGGCUGCUCCUGUCCCCCCCGCCCAACCUCAGCGAGCCGGUCCUGUACGACAGCGGCUUCCUGCCAAUGACCAACGAGUCGCAGACGGGCGCGCACAACGACACCGACACGGACUUCCAGCGCACCAGCACCGUGGUCAUCACCAUCCUCUACUUCGUGGUGUGCGCCGUGGGCCUGUGCGGCAACACGCUGGUCAUCUACGUCAUCCUGCGCUACGCCAAGAUGAAGACGGUCACCAACAUCUACAUCCUGAACCUGGCGGUGGCCGAUGUGCUUUUCAUGCUGGGCCUGCCGUUCAUCGCCCUGCAGCUGGCGCUGGUCAACUGGCCCUUCGGCCUGGCGAUGUGCCGCGUGGUGAUGACCGUGGACUCGUUCAACCAGUUCACCAGCAUCUUCUGCCUGACCGUCAUGAGCAUCGACCGCUACCUGGCCGUGGUGCACCCCAUCAAGUCCACCAGGUGGCGCAAGCCGCGCGUGGCCAAGACCAUCAACCUGGCCGUGUGGGUGGUGUCGCUGCUGGUCAACCUGCCCAUCAUCAUCUACAGCGGCCUGAUCAGCAACCGGGACGGCAAGUUCUGCAGCAUCGUGUGGCCCGAGCCGCAGGAGGCAUACUACACGGCCUUCAUGUUCUACACGUUCCUGCUGGGCUUCUUCCUGCCCCUGCUGGUCAUCUGCCUCUGCUACCUGCUCAUCAUCAUCAAGGUGAAGUCCUCGGGCAUCCGUGUGGGCUCCAGCAAGAGGAAGCGCUCUGAGCGCAAGGUGACCCGCAUGGUGUCCAUCGUGGUGGCGGUGUUCGUCUUCUGCUGGCUGCCCUUCUACGUGUUCAACGUGACGUCGGUGACGGGGAGCAUCAGCAGCACGCCGGCGCUGCGCAACACCUUCGCCUGCGUGGUGGUGCUGGGCUACGCCAACUCCUGCGCCAACCCCAUCCUCUACGCCUUCCUGUCGGAGAACUUCAAGAAGAGCUUCCAGAACGUUCUGUGCCUGCGGAGGGCCGGCCCGCUGGAGGAGGCAGAGCGCAGCAACAGCCAGCAGGACAAGUCGCGCAUGAUGAACGACCCCACAGAGACCCAGGGCACACUGCUCAACGGGGACCUGCAGACCAGCAUCUAGGAGGGACACACACACACACACACACACACACACACACACAAACACACACACACACACACACACACAGUCACACCAUCGGCGAUCACUCGGAAGUCGAGUAUGGAUUGACAGACAGACACACAAACACAGACACACACAAACACACACACACACACACACACACACACACCAUCACUCAGAGUCGAGUAUGAUGGUCCUCCUUGGGGGUGGGCUUGUUACUGUGGAUCUUCAGGUGGCUUAAGUGGCUGAUUCUGGAACACACACACACACACACAUAUUUAUACACAUUAUAGGAGAUUGACAGACCAAGCAAGGGCAAAAUAUGACACACACACACACAGAAACAUAUGCUGUAAAAAAUAUAUUAUAGGACAGUGACGUACCAGUCGGCACACACACCGGUAUACACACACAUAGAAAAACAAAUCAGGAGAAAAAAUUAGGCACAUAACGUAAAAUCCAUUAUCCAGAUGGGUGGCCCUCCCCCUGGCUGCCUGUAAUGUGUCUGUUUUUUCUCCAUAAGGGCCGAUGGCAUGCGCGCUGAUCUGUUGACCUUUACAUAGGGUGGACGAUGAGGCUCAUGAUCACACAUGAUCACCUCCGCUAAUCCCCGACAGCCUUCUUAUUAGCAUACAGAUGAGACACAAACACACACACACACACCAUUGAAUCAAACACACACACAAACAAACACACACACACAUUAACUCUCUCUUUCUCUCUCACACACACACACACAAACACCCAAACUCUCUCACACACACAAACACACAUCUAGCACCGCUAACCUUUAGAGACCCUAUUUUAUUUCCAUAAAGAUGAGAGUGCAACACAUUCACACGUCGCUGGCCCCUAGAGACCUUCCAUUUCAACAGAAAUGCGUAUGUGCGUGCACGUGUGUGUGUGUCUGUGUGUGUGAGAGAGAGAGAGACGGCUGUUGUUAUUCAUGACAGAAACACUUGGACCCUCUAUGGGUCAGCACUCCGCUCCCCUCUCUCCAUCUCAGCGUCCACAAUAUACUCGCUUACGGACACACACGGACAACUGCCCACACCCUGGACACGGACACAUCCUUGUUCUUAUUGUGUUUUUAUAGUGUUCUUAUUGUAUUGUCAUUUCUAGUCUGCCCUCACCAUGGACACAUCCUUGUUGUUAUUGUGUUCUUAUUGUCAUUUCUAGUCUGUGUGGAGUAUGUGACUGUGUGCAGUUGGUGCUCUUGUAGCUUUUGCGGCUAUAUGAACGCAAGUCCGAAACCAAUUGGAGGGUGUAUGGACGGCGGACGUCCACCCUGACCCGUGUGUACACCCCGAGAUGAUGAAAUGUACGUCGUCACUCGACCCCUUACAGAUGGGCAGCGUGUGAGCCCUGAGGACUCUGGACACACAGAAACAGUCUUUAACAGAUACCAGAGCCAGAGACACUAGAGCCCCACACCCACCCCCACCACCACCACCAGGAGAAAAUGGGCAAGCAGCUACGCCCAGUGAUGUCUGGGAGUGGGAUGUGUCUGUGUGGGAGGUGGAUGGGAGAGCAGACCCUGUUCCUAAAACACUGGACUGAAAGUGGACAAUUCAGCCCUGCCAACCCAGAUACUCUCUGUAUUCAGAGGAACAGACAAAGCAGACCGAACACACACGGAGGAGUGUUUGGUCUGACUGAUUGGCUGACUUUUAUUAAGUGUCAAGUUCAUAAUGAGAUUUGAUGUUCAUCCUUUGACGUCUGGUGGUGGGCAGUGUUGAGGGUGUCUUGAGUCUGUGGCCAACCAGUUGAAUGUAUUCAUUUGUGUGGGUGUUGUAUUUUGUGUUGCAGUAAUGAAGAUUUCUCUGUGUAUAGCAUUUUUUUUUCUGAUGCCAGUAACCCACGUAUACACCGGUAUACACAUGUUGUUUGCUUGUAAACCCUGUUCAUGUUUUGAGUUGGUGUGUGUGUGUGUGUGUGUGAUGUCCUGCAUGAAUGUGGGCAUGUGUUAUUUAAAUUGCUCUAUAGUAUUAUGGAAUUAUACAUUUACUAUGGAAUUACUGCCGUACAGACCAUGUCAGAGGAUUUGCUCUUCUCUGUGUUUAGCCUCCUCACCCGAGUGUGUGUGCCAUGGCUCCAUCACCCAGCCUGUGUGUGCCUGUGUGUGCCAUGGCUCCAUCACCCAGCCUGUGUGUGCCAUGGCUCCAUCACCCAGCCUGUGUGUGCCAUGGCUCCAUCACCCAGCCUGUGUGUGCCUGUGUGUGCCAUGGCUCCAUCACCCAGCCUGUGUGUGCCAUGGCUCCAUCCCCCAGCCUGUGUGUGCCCAUUUGGAAGAGCUGCCCUCGCCCUCACCAUUCCCCUGGCUCCUUACCUGUUCAUAUGACCGGUCUCUCCACACACCCCCCACCCCACAUCAGACGCUAUAACCCACGUCUUAAGUCUGCGUGAAAGUUGACUCCGCUGUUUACAACAGUUUUACUUACAGUAUUUAUUAGUAUCAUUGUCUGUUGAGAUGUAAAGUAGGUCAUGCUAAAAUAAAUGGCUCUUGAGCUGUUUGUGGCUUCGUAGUAUCAUCCCUGACACCUUACAGACUGUAAGGGGCAGGAGCAUAGACAUGCCAAGAGGUGUAACUCCACAUUAGAAAUGACAGCUCUGGAAUGUGUCAGGGACUUGUUCUGCGACAGGUGUUCUUUGGGGUUGUCAGUGUGAGGUCAAGAAUCAUAUUGCUUUGACGUUUACAUAUGCCCCCCCCCCCCACACACAGGCUGUACAUUUAUGAUGUUAUUAGUAUAAAUCAGUGUAGGGGAACAGGUAUGAGUGAAGUGAUAGAUGCACAUCCUUUUCUCCCUUACCAUCAUUCUACUGUGUCCAGUGAGAGAUGUUUAUUUGUAAUGGGUAUAUUUACAUACCACAAAAUCCACGACUCAAAGACUAGAUUCACUGCUGGAUGAAGCCCCGUUAAGACUGGGAUUUUAGGAUGUCUGGGACUUUGACAGUAAACCCUUCGCCAGUGAAUCCUGGCUCUGGCUCUGACACAGAGGACUGGGGCCGGCCGGCCUGCUCCUACGUGUGGACAGUGCUCUGUUUAGAUAACCUUCGGGGCAAACAUUGCCAACCCUCAGAGGAGUCACUACAGCAGGGGUAUGUAGGUGAAAUGGCACAGCAGGGUGUGUGUGUGUGUGUGUGUGUGUGUGCAUGGGUCUUCAUUCACCAAGGUCAGUGCAACCAUUACACAGUGGCCAUGACCAGUGAUCCUUUCCACGAUUGUGUAAAAAGAGUAGUUGAUUAAGGGUGUGUGUGUGUGCGUGUUUGAGAGUGAGACUGUUGUCCAUGCAAUGACAAGCCUUCAGAAGUGUGCAUGACAGAAUGUGUGUGUGUGCUUGUUAUAUCUUCUCUUUCUCACUGGUAAUUUGAGAAGGGCUAGAGUGUGUGUGUGCGCCUGUAUGGCAGCCACACUCCUACUUACCACAGACUCCCUCCACAACACACACACGUAGACAAACACAAUCUCACACAUGUACACAAACACACUUCCCUCUAAUGUGCCUUCAUUGAGUAGAGCUUUCAUGUGUUGGUCUGGCUGUAUCAAAUGCUGAGAGCUUGUCUGCAUGUAUAUGAAUAGGCUUAUGUCCAUGAACAGACGCACCAUUUCAGUCCCCCAGGCUGACAUUUUCUUUUUUUCUGCGUAGGAAGUAUUGUUUGUGAGUCAUCAUGCCAUAUAGUAAAGUAUUUCUUUUCAAAACACACACACAGUUCAUGUCUUAAGUCCUCAUGCACAGACUGCUUUAAGAUCCUAUUUUCAAAACACAACUUCUUCAUAAGUAUUUAAUUCAAAGCUCCUUGCUUCCCAGUCAAAACAAGUUACUUUCCAGAGGGGAGCAAAGGCUACAGAACAGGCCGUGCUCAUAGCUCUUCCACUCCUUAUCACAACUCUUAUGUUUUCAUCCCUUUGUUUAUGUGGUGCAUUUGUAAAUCUGCCUCUACACCUGGGAAGACAAUGAGUGGUUGUACAAUUUUUUGCUCGCUCUUACUGUUCGGAUCAGUUUCAUUCAGCUUUGUGAAUUGCAGUCAUUCGAGUCCUUUAUUGAAGCGAAAAGCCGUCUGUGUUAACCGCUAAAAUCAGUGUGACUAACUGCGACACUACAGAUCUCCAGUGAUGGCUGUGCAGAUCAUCAUGACGGGCUCCAGGGCCUUUCUUCAGAACAGCUGAGCACGUUCUCCUAUUCCCCAGAGAUAUGGCCGGUCAGGCUCAUCCUCACGUUGUUUUGCCUCACCUGCUCCACACAGCGAUAAAUGCAGUAAAUUGCUGAUAGUUUAACCUUUAAACACUGUUCGUUGCUAUCCCCCUUAAUUUUCUGUUCGUGGUCAAAUUUGACUGAACAGUUUUAACUGCUCUUAAAUACCAAUACCAUGACAAAAAGUAUUAUUUAAUAGAACAUUUUUGUAAACAGAUUAUUAGAACAUUAACAUCACGUGUGUUUGUGUGUGUUUCUGUAUGUACGUGAAUGUGUGCGGACACUGUGGUUCACAUGCACAGUGGCAACAUGAACUGUGUGUGUGUGUGAGAGAGAAAGAGAGAGUGUGUGUGUGUGUGUGUGUCUGUUUGUGUGUGUGGGUGUUUCCAUGUGUGUGCAAACAUUGGUGGUUUUCCUGCACAUGUGGCAACAUGAACUGUGUGUGUGUGCAUGUACAGUAUGUGUCUGUGUGUGUGUGUGUGUGUGGGGGGGGUGUGUGUGUUUCUGUGUGUGCGAACAUUGGUGGUUCACAUGCACAAGUGGCAACAUGACAACAUGAACUGUGUGUGUGUGUGUGUGUGUGUUAUGCGUGUGUGAGUGGGUGUACAUGUGUGUGUGUCUGUUUAUGGGUGUGUGGGUGGGUGUGUUUCUGUUCACCCCUAUUCACGUAUGUGCGUGAAUGCCUGUGCAGACAUUGGUGGUUCACAUGUACAAGUGGCAACAUGACAACAUGAACCGACAACAUGUACUGAGUGUGUGUGUGUGUGUACUGUAUGUGUGUCUGUUUGUGUGUGUGUGUGUGUGCUUUUGUGUGUGCAUGCAUGCAUGUGUGUGGGAACAUUGGUGGUAAGUUGUAGGAGUGUGUGUAAGGAGAUAUAUUUUAUCUCCUGAAUGAAGUGUAUAUUCUUUCCCAUUAAUUUCCUAUGGCGGUCAUUUUUGACCGUAAACAAAAAAAGUGUUUCUACGUUGAAUAAAUCACUCAAAAUUCAAAGAAAGUAGUCAAAAUAAAUUCUAUGUGUUCAAAAGCCUUUUGUGAAGGAUAUCAUAAGAUCUUGAGGCAAUCUGAUGAAAAAUGCCAUAUUUAUGGUACAGGGAAUGAGUAAAUCGGUCAUUUUUGACCGGAACAGUGUUAGAAGCUUAAGCUUGCUGUUUGCUCACAUGCUGGUGCUUUUGUACAAGGUGGCUUUUUAAAGUCUUGUUUGACAGUGCUCUCAUUUCUGAUUAAUUGUUUGGUUUGUUCAUUAAAGAUGUAAGUGCA